AUCAAUGCUGAGGUAGCCCGUGGCAUUUAAACUAUGCCCAAUUGGCACUAAGGGGCCUAAAGUGUGCCAAGAAAAUAUCUGCCACACCAUUACACCACCACCACCAACCUGCACCACGGUAGCAAGGCAUGAUGGAUCCAUGUUCUCAUUCUGUUUACGUCAAAUUCUAACUCUACCAUCUGGAUGUGUCAACAGAAAUGGAGACUCAUCAAACCAGGCAACAUUUUUUAGGUCUUCAACUGUCCAGUUUUGGUGAGCUGGUGCAAAUUGUAGCCUCUUUUUCCUUUUUGUAGUGGAGUUGAGUGGUACCCGAUGGGGUCUUCUGCUGUUGUAGCCCAUCCGCCUCAAGGUUGUGCGUGUUGUGGCUUCACAAAUGCUUUGCUGCAUUCCUCGGUUGUAACGAGGGUUAGGCUCUUCUAUCAGCUUGAAUCAGUCGGCCCAUUCUCCUCUGACCUCUAGCAUCAACAAGGCACUUUGGCCCACAGGACUGCUGCAUACUGGAUGCUUUUCCCUUUUCACACCAUUCUUUGUAAACCCUAGAAAUGGUUGUGGGUGAAAAUCCCAGUAACUGAGCAGAUUGUGCAAUACUCAGACCGGCCCAUCUGGCACCAACAACCAUGCCACACUCAAAAUAGCUGAAAUCAACUUUCUUUCCCAUUCUGACCUUCAGUUUGGAGUUCAGGAGAUGGUCUUGACCAGGACCACGCCCCUAAAUGCAUUGAAGCAACUGCCCUGUGAUUGGUUGAUUAGAUAAUUGCAUUAAGGAGAAGUUGAACAGGUGUUCCUGAUAGUCCUUUAGGUCUAGUGUAUACUAAAAUAACCAGUAAGAUGUGAUAAUUCCAUAUAAAUAUGAAAAAUCAAUCUGAUUGAUCUUUCAAUGCUUAAUCAGAGGAUUAUAGUUACUUUCCUUAUUCAGGGACCAUAAACACACUUCAUAUUCAUUCAGACAGACUCAAGUACAUAGUUUAUAAAAAUGAAUGUAUUUCUUUUCCCUAAACUAAUGAUUAUACAUGACAAGAUAUGAAUGUAAUGUAGCAAUGGAUAUGAAGUGACUUAAUGUGAUGUGUGGAAUGCUGGAAUGAAAGCUAGAUGUUUUAGCAAAACCUUUAAGUAUCUGAGAGAAUUUGUGAAGUCUGGGUUGUAAAACCAUCCGACACAAUCUGUUGAGUUUACAAUACCCUUUGUGUAGAGAUCCCCGUUCAGAUCCAGGGGGUCACGAGGUCGGGAUGGACAUGGACCUCGAGGGACCAGGAACUCGUAGAUUAGCUCCGAUAUGACCCGUGUAGUCUUGAGAUAUCUCCAGGUCAUGACAAGAAGCUGGAAUGCUUGUUUGCAUCUAAGGCGGUUUGUUUGGCUUGUAGAAGAGCCAUUUUGUCUGAUAUUACCCGCAGCGUUGCAGAGAGGCUUUGCCCUGAGGUCAAAAGAUAGGAUGGUUUCAAAAUUGCUUCUUCCCUGAUUUAGCCAAAUUGGGAGUCAGCUGCAAACUGAAUUAAUAAGGAACUAAAUUCUGCGUUAUUAAAAUUGCUUUUAAAUUAGGCAAAUCAGAUUUUGACACAUUUGAGAGCUUAACAAAAACCUUUCUCAGAUGUUCCGCCUUCCUUCAGAUACAAAGAUGGCUAACCCUUUGUGAGGACAUUUUACAAAUGUUUUAAAACACAUGUGAAAUGAAUAUUAACAUUAAUAAGUAUCUUAUUAUAAUGUGUAUGGGUGUAGAUAUUGAUUAAGGCACAGAUUAUUCAAACUGUAGCAAUUAAAACAUAUUAUUUAUGACCAAUAAGGUGUGAUAUUCCAUACAGAUAUGAAAUAUCAAUCUGAUUGAUCUUUGAAUGUUUAAUAAGAAGAUUCUAGUAACUUUUACUUAUUCAGGGACCAUAAACACACUUCAUAUUAAUUCAGACAGAGUCAGUAUACAGUUAAUAAAAUUAAUUUAAUUAUUUUUCCUAAACUAAUAAUUUAUACAUGACCAGAUAUGAAUAAUGAGAUGUGGUGUGGUGGAUGUGAGGUGUUGUGAUGGGAGCUUGAUGUUGUAGCAACCGUUCUUUGUAUCUGAGAUAAAUUGUGAAAUCUGGCUGUAAAGGAAUGUGUUGUUUGUUAUAAACUAGUGAGUUAGUUAUUGAUACAAACCUCAUCAGACACCAGUAUGCAGGCUUACGAUACCCUUGUAUGAGUUGCUCUCUGCGGUCCGAAGGGUUGCGGUCGGAGUGGUAAGGUCACCGGACGUCGAAACCACAAUACUUAGAGAUUAGUAGCUACUUCUGAGUUCAGCUUCCCCGGCCAUGAGAUGCAGCCUGGGGUCUGCAGGUUAGAUGUCCAAGGUGGAUGUAUGAGUUGAAAUAGCUCUUAAAAGAGCUGUUGUGUCUGUAAUCAGUUGCAAGGUCGCAGAAAGGUUUUGACUUAAGGUCAAAGGACAUUGUUUCAAAAGAGGCUUCUUUCCCGAUUUGGCCGAAUCGGGGCUCAGCUGGAAACUGAGUUACUCGGGAAGUAAUUCUUGUUUUAUUUAACUACUUUGUUAUGAUUUCUGGCCAAGUUUGGCAAAUCAGAAUUUGACACAUUUCUGAUUAUUUACCAACAUCUUUCAGAGGGUCAUGCCUUCUUUCAGAUACAAAGAUAUUUUUAACCUUAAUGAGUAUCUUAUUGUAAUGUCUAUGAGUGUAGACAAUGACUAACUUGUUAAAUCAAACACACACUGGUCUGUGAUAUAAAUGGAUCAUUGUAAGAACAAUAUUCAUUUCAAAUUCAUUGAUUUAAGCACAGAUUAUUCACACAUUUCAUUCAAACAUCUUGUUAAUUCAUCAUAAAUGGUUAUUCACCAAUUCAGAGUGAAAAAUGUUGACGUCUGGCGUUCACACAGUGAGUGCAAGAACCUUGGGUGAGAAGGUUUGUUUGAAUGUUUUGUCUUUAUGGAAUGCCAUCAUGCACUGAGCAGAACCUUCUUGAUUUAGUAGGCCAAACCGAAAGUGAAUUCAUGCUGUAGAUGUAGCUGUUGAUCAAUACAUAGAAGAAAACUGACCCUUUUGGAUGUUACAAAACAUUUGAUUUAAACAUCUUGUUCAUUCAACACAUAUGAUUAUUUCACCUCAUAAGUGGUAAAGUUAUUAAUAAUUCAAGAUGUCUUAUGAGUGAAAAUGCAGCAGUUUCACAUAAGUCCUUGAGCAAAGAUGUUUAUGGCUUCUUGUCUAAUAACAAGAGCUGGAGCAGAGUUCUGGCUUUGGAAGUCAGACAGGUGUUGUUCUCGUGUCUGCAAAUGAAAGGUUACUUUCUGGUCAAUUUGUCGGUGAAAAUUUGACCUUUGAUAUGUUACAUGCGCAGACGUUACAAUAGUCAGAAACAAGCUUGAUUUGUCCUAAAGCAUCUCCAGGAUGCUAAAUAAUGUUAUGAUAACAUCAUCAUUUUUGUAACAUUUCUAUACCUCUGUCCCUGUUGUGUUUUUUCUCCUCUUGUUUUCUUUUUUUCUCCCUUGGGCUCAUGAUCAUUUAGGGUGUUUCGACAUGUUGAACUAAUUGAAUCAUCAGAAUCAUGACUGUUGUCCUCUACGAUAGCAGGUAAAAAUGGCGGAAGGGGGCGCAGGGUGCACCAGGUUGGAAAUUUUACAAACUUCCGUGAAGUUGGCAAGACGCUGACAGAUUUGACAUUAACGGCUAAAUAACGUCUGUUUGGAGUCUCAUUUUUAAACAUAACAUACCUCUUUGGUAUCACAGCAAGGUAGUGAUCAAGCUAAACUUCAUUUUUUUCUGUUCCCAGCAUGCUCUAUGGGCCCACAAAACUGCCAUGAGCACUCAGGGACCAUCUACAAAUAUAAACACCAGCAUGCUGUAGUUCUUUUUUAAAGCACAGAGCAGUUUUGUUUACCUGUUUUCCCGCUACGUUUCGUUUGCAGCUGCAAACUUCCUCAGGCUGACGUCAACAGGCACAGUCUAGUUUGCAGCCGAGUGUGAAGCAGCUGGGAUGAGAAUCAGCUCCUCUAAAUCUGAGACCAUGGUCUUGAUUCGGAAAAGGGAAGAAUGCCUUCUCCGGGUCAGGGAUGAGGUCCUGUCCCGAGUGGAGGAGUUUAUGUAUCUUACAGACUUAUCAAGAGACAAAGAGACCUUUGACCUCUUUGUUGGAUCGUUGUUGCUGCUUACUGGCUGUGUGCCACAGUCUGCUUGUCAAGUAAUCUGAGUAGAUGAGUCAUUUUCAAACAAUCCAUUUACUUCCCAGUUGACUUCUAGUCAACAAAUUUUAGUGUCUGGAGAAGUAUUUUUGGAAGUCUUUUGAGGAAAAGGAAAGCAUCUUGCUGCUGUAAAUCUGCUAGGAGGUUUCAGCUGAUCACAGCCACUGUACAUGAAGGUCAUUGUAAAAAAUACUGUAGUAGACUCCUCUCCCAAUUAAAGAAUAUCCCAGCGAUUUAUAAGAGUCCAGUACUUACUGAGAACCUAUUUUCUCCGGUCUCCCAUCUUUUCCAUUUUCUGAUUGGAUGUUUGUUUCUGUCCGUUUUCAUUGUCAUCCCUUAUUCAUCAAUGAAAAUGUCAGUCAAAAUUCAUUAUAAUUUAGUCUUUAUUGUCAUGUAUGUUUUUGUUUCUUUUCAGUCUGCAAAACUUAAUUCAUCACAAAAAAUGACGAAAAUAAUCUGUCAACAAAAUUAACACUGGCAUUUAACCGAUUGAUAUUCUUUUUAAAUUGAUUAUUUGCUUUGUAUAUUUUAAUUGCUUACAGUUUAACUAUUGUAUUCUAAAUCUUUAUUAUUUUAAUAUUAUAAUUGUAUUAUUUAAUCUUUAUUUACUUAAUGUUACUAUUAUAUUAGCUCCUGAUACUUUUAUAUUUUGUCCUAUAUUAAUCUUUCUCCCGAUGUUUCCACCGUGGGGGCCCUCUGCUUUGGGGGUGGCAGUCAACUUUUACUGCCUCGGUUCUCUACGGGUAGUGUUUGGGUUGAGAUCGGGCCUAUACCCUCCCUCCCCUUUGUGUCCUGUGUCAGUACCUCGGCUGUUGCAAUUGGCCUGCUGCUGCCGGGGCAGAUGGCUCCUCUGAUGGUGUUUCCUUGCUCUACCAUAUCUGGCUCAGCUGAACUCAGCCCAAAAUCAGUUUUACUGAUGUUCCUAACUUUGUAUAUAUAGGGUUGUCACGGUAACCGGUGUAGCGGUAAACCCCGGUAAAAAGUUAACAAUUAUAAUAACAGUCUUGUUUUUUAAGAAAUCUGUUAUCUCGGUGGAUUACCGUGGCUGCGGUGUAGGCGAGGUGACCCUUACCAGCCACCGUAUCAUCUGCUGAAGUUACCGGCGGCACAUGCGCACUUUGUUGUUUACAACCAAAACUUUCUUGAAGCUAAAGCUGAAAUAAUGGCCGAAGGGGUAGACGGCAGUGCUCAGGACAUUUAUUAUGCCUCAAAGAAGACAAAGUCAGAAGUACGGGCAUGUUUUGAAUAUUUGAAGAAUGCCGAGGGACAGUUGACAGAAGACGGCUAUCCUGUUUGCAGCACAUGCAGGAAAAAGUGUUUGUGAAAGGCAGCAGCGCGUCAAAUGUCAUGACACAUCUGCGUGACCAUCACCCACAACUCUACAGUCAACACAAGGCAAGCUAACGUUAGCGUUUUAGCUAAAAUGCGUGAUCCGAGGAUUUGGGUUGAGGGAGAAUGCAACGAGUCGCUGUAUAAAGCAGCCGCAGCGCCGCUACCUGCAUAUAAACCGUGUCGCGGACACCCCCAUGUUGAAAUGACGCUAUGCAUUACGGGGCUCCCAGUGGCAGAUAAGAGUUGGUCUCUCUCUGAGAAUAAUUAUGAAUUUAACAAUGAUUACUGCCUGAUGACAUUUUCCCACAUCUGCAAAGCUCACUGGAAGGACACAAACCGAGGACAGUAUUUUCCUGAUAUAGGGUUUAUUUAGUUGUGUGAAAAUGUAACACGUUUAGAAAAAUACUGCGAUAAUACCAAAAACCAUGAUAAUGUUGGUCACAAUAACCGUGAGGUUACAUUUUCCCACCGUGACAACCCUGCGUGUGUGUGUGUGUGUGUGUGUGUUUGUGUGUGUACAGGAGGGGGUAUGACUAUGAUAAUGCAUUUAAGUUGGUGUGGCAGGGAUGGGAAUAACGGUUAUGAAGGGUCAUUUUAACAUGUAAAGCACUUUGAGUUGUAUUCUUUGUGCUUUCUAAAAAAGAUUGACUGGUUGAUGUUUUUUGUUGUACCAUUCAGGUAGUUGUUUUUAAACUCUGUGUGUCCAUCUCACAGCCCAGUGAGCUUUUGGUUGACAUUUCUUUCUGAGAAACAAGAAACAAGCAGGGGAAGAUGUGCAGUGCCUUUUGGUGAUCCACAUCAGCCUCCAUCUACGUGUCUUUGAGCUGCUCUAAAGCCUGAAAUGGGAAACACGUUUAAUGAAGGAAAUUUGUUUGUGCAGAAUCUUAUUAAGGGCUCAGAAGCAUCUGCGUCACCGAGGUUAGCUUGCACUUUGGUGACAGGCCUUGUCACUGAACCUCAUUUUCUCUAAAAAUUAAAGGCUAAUUCCCCAGAACCAUUAAAGCCAACAGGCACAGUCUAGUUUUAAAAACAUGCAACCUCUUCUUCUUGGCAAAUGCAUGUUUACAGGCAGUAAAUUGCAGGUUAAUCAAAUUACUGAGCUCUUAUAUGAAAGCUUUUUAUUUGUUUAUCUGUUUACCACUCAUUGUUUCUACAUGAUGUUCUUGGAGAGGGAACGUGUGCUUUAGUGAAGCUUAAAGCAGCUCAGCCUACGUGCCCAACCUGCAACCUUUGCCUCCCAGUUCUUAAGUCCAUGAAAAUGUUCUUUUUCAAAAGUGUUGAUAGCUUUUUUAUAUUGCUGCCUGUAGCGUACAUUUAACAGCUGUCUUGCCCUUUCAUUUGAAAUUGAAUUUCUACCAUUAUAGGAUUUUUUUAUCUGGUCGUCCAGAGGCUAUACAGAAAUCGAUUCCCUCAACUCAUAGGCUCUAAUUGUUGCUCAGCUAAAGGCCAUGUAGCAACAUAUUAGUUUCUUAUUACUUGCCUGUAUCUCCAGUACAUCAGUGUGAACCUCACAACUUUAAUGUUUACUGAACUGCAAAUUAUGCAUGAGAUGACAGAAUGUCUUAAUAAUGCCCUAUAAAUACCUAUUGUGUGUACUUGUAAGGACAUUUGUGGAGUCAAGGGGAAUAACAGGCAAGGCCCACUCUAGCUUUUAUUCAGCUGAUUAUUGAUUACAGACUUGCACUCAGUGAGUCAAACACAAAUCUGGGCUAUUCUGAGAAAUUUUUUUCCAGUUAGUCAAAUACAGCAGGGGUAUAAGUGUGUUACAUUUUGUUUGAAAGAGUUUAUUGAACCAAAGUGACACAGUAAUCUGAGAUAUUGAUCAAAUGAGAUGUCACAAUCUUUGUUUAGAAAGAUAAAGUACAAGCCCUUUAUUCUCAUCCCCACAUCUCCUUUUUUGGUGUGCAAUAAAUAUUUGACAGGAAAGGAUGACCAACCGGUAGCAUGGCUGACCUUUUUAGUCAGCCUAACAUUCUCUUCCUCCUUGGUGCUUUUGGUGACAAUCAAUUCCUCCAACUUAGUUUUGACUUGAUUAAACGCACAUGUUCAAAUGUGUGACAAAGUCACAAGUUGAUGAUUCCAACAGGACUUGUUCUGAAUAAGCAUGUGAGGGGGUUGUUAUAUAGACCUUUGUCUAGAAUGUGGAUGAUGUACACCAUUUUAGUUAUGAGGGUUUGUGAUCUAAGUGUGAACCAUUGACUUUGAGUUUGUCUUUCUGUCCAAUCAGAAGUAAGCACCUGCCCAGAACGAGGUGCAUCCAGCAUGUGAUAUUUUAAUAAGUCAUCCAGAUGCUACUCCCAUCCCAUAGACAUAAUAAAGACAUGAAAUAAAGACUGUUACAAGCAGAACAUAUUUAUUACAGAAUGUUCUGGAAAGGUACUAACUUGGCUCUGUUGGCAUGUCCCCUCACACGCGAGCCCAGACACACACCAAACCCUGUACAGGAUCACAGCCCUGAGAGAGAGAGAGAGUGCAAAAACACUGACUCACUGUGUGUGUGUGUGUGUGUGUGUGUGUGUGUGUGUGUGUGUGUGUGUGUGUGUGUGUGUGUGUGUGUGUGUACUCAUGUACACACAUUUAUUUGUGUGAGUCCAUGUGCAGGUGCAUUUGUAUCUGUUUGUUUAUGUUACAGCGUGUUAAUUUGACUUUGCAGUCAGAUGACAGUGCCACUGUACAAUAUGACGCUCAAAUGUGCCAAGUGCGGAGUUAUCUCUUCGGCUGACGUUUCCACCACAGCUACCAGUAACGCCAUGUUAGUCCAGCUAAUUAUUUUACCUUAAAUUUUCUUACCUAUGUUUUCUCCUUUGCCGUUUUUACCUCCCUUCUUCCUCUCUCGAUUUGUUCUUUGUCCUUUAUUUCUGUCAUUUUUCUUCCCUGGUGCUCAGCUGACACGACUUCAUUCAGAUUCACACUUUUCCUUGAAACAAAAUGUGUUAACUUUAUUUCUGUAAAUGCCUAUCCCUAUGUGUUAUAUGACUGAAAGAAGGUGUGUGUGUGUGUGUAUGUGUGUUUGUCCCAAAAGAGUCACAAAGCUGACAAUAAGGACUCCAUGUAUGCAGAGAGGCCAGCCACACACAGUUAUUAUUUGUGUGUGUGCGCCUUGCUGUGAUCCGUAAGUGCCUAGAUUGAUCAACUCUAUUAAUCGCAACACAAUUUUCUACUUUUAACUUCUGUGAAAAAAUCCCCAUCUUAACUAGACAGGUUAUAUGUUUUCAGCACCAAAUGUUCCUGCAGUCCAGAGAAAUGGUGCUCUGAACGAUGACUAUGCUUCAUCUCAUGUCAUAGUUUGUACGCUGGCAUGCUGACACCAUCAUAAACAGCAGGCCUUUUUAUCUGUCAAGUGGUUGUGAGUGUGCCAAUUAGUUUAGCGUUUAGCUUUUCUUAGUAUGAUUUAAAAAUCAAAACUUGUACAUCUAUCUUUGUGUGUGUAUGUCUUUUAAAUGUACAACAGCAUAUUAGGAGCCACUAACAAUUUUCUUCCCCAGUUCUGAGAUUAAAGUCAAAAUGAUGAGGGGAAAACUAUCAAACUGGUGUUAAAAAAUAAAGUAGAAAUAAACACAAUAUUGACAAAAAAUGAAUAAACACUUUUACCCAUAACACCUUAUUAGCAACACACACACACACACACAGGUAUAGUAGAUUAUCUGUUCCGGGACUGGGUGAUCAAGGUUCAAAUCCUAGUCGGGUCAUACUAAAGACUUUAAAAAUGGGACCCAAUGCUUUCAUGCUUGACACUCAGCUUUCAGGGGUUGGAUUGGGUGUUUAAAACACCAAAUAGUUACCAAUUACUGCUGCUAGGGAGAGCUGACGCUGAUGGUGGCGUCACUUCCUUCUCCGUUUAUCCACGGGUAGCAGAGGACGUUGUUGCCCUCUGUAAAGGGGAUGUCAACUUCCGUCACUUCCUUCUCCGUCUAUAAAUGGAGAAGUAAGUGACGCCACCAUCAGCGUCAGCUCUGAGGAAUUUUACAGCCGGUAAACAAAACUGUCAGCAAGGUCAAAAAGAAACCUUUUCAGUGUUUUACAAAAGAACCAAAAAUGCAGUUAGAAACUAAACACAGCAAGAACAUAACAAAGGUGUUUUUGGAACAAUUAAGAGACUGUGAGCUAGACUUGAUGUUUUCAACGGGAGUGUAGAUGUACAGUAAUUUUGUGAUGUAUGGUGGAGCCUAUUAUGAGUAGAUUUAAAAUAAAAAAUGAGGACUAUAAAAGGAAGCCUGCAGCACACAGUGAUCCAAUAAUAGAUGCCAAUACUGGGGAUUGGGCACACUUUCUGGUGCCAGUCAGAGAGCACCGCUGUAUUUUGAACCAGCUAGAGUCUAUUUAACCCUUAUAUGUCCUAAGUGCAUUUUUUGUGCUCAAACCACCAGAAACAUUAGAAAAUUAAAUGGUAAUAUAAGAGAUAUAGAUGACCGUUCCAGGCCCAAGUAAAUUGAGUAACAGUAGUCUAAACGACAGGAAACAAACAGAUGAAUAACAUGACAUGGAAGGGCCAAGAGGACUCACCACAUCAUCCAGAAAAUUCUGAUCACCAAACAGUAAAAUCUCCAUCUUUGAGUAAUUUAGCUUCAAGAAGUUGAGGGACAUCCAUUGCUUAACCUCGCUCAGGCAGUCUUCUAAUGAAACAAUUGUGUGUGAGAAAGGAUGAGAAGCUUAGUCAUUCAGGAGGGGCUUGGAGGAGAUCUGCCUCGCUUCCACAUCAAGAGAAGCCAGUUGAGCUGGUUCCAGCAUCUGGUCAGGAUGCCUCCACGAUGAGGUUUUCCGGUCACGUCCAACUGGGAGGAGACUGAAAGGAAGACCCAUGACACGCUGGAGGGACUAUGUCUCUCGGCUGGCCAGGGAACGCCUUGGGAUUGCCUCAAAGGAGCUGGCCCAAUUGGUUGGGGAGAGGGAAGUCUGGGCCUCCUGCUUAUGCUGCUGCCCCCGCAACCUGACCCCGGUUAAGCGGGCAAUAAUGGAUGGAUGGAUGCUUUGUUUUAACUCACACAUUUGGUGCUUACACAUUAGCAUCCGUACAGUCCCUUGCAGUACCAUACUGGACUGGAAUUUGGUUUCACACAUGGUCAAAUAUGCGUUUUCUGUUCCGAGGUGACUCUUUUUUCAUACCUCCUCCCCAGCAGUCAGACUGGGACUGAGGUGAGACUAGGGACUGAUAGGCUGGGUGAAAUUAUGCCUAACGCCUCCGAUUGGUGAGUAGAAUCAGCCAGUGGGGGGGGUUCUUGCAUGCGCAAAUCAUUCAUGCUGGAUACUGUUAAGUAAACGUAUCUGUCUGUAGCACAAAGUUGCCAAUCAGUGGGCAUGGGAGAAGAAAGUGAGCAGUGUGUGUGUGUGUGCCUGUCCUCUGCAUCGGAGCCCUAACCCUGGCAAACCGUCAGACAGCUGCUCAGGUGUGUUUGUGUGGCCUGCAGCAGCAGAGCACAAGAUUAUGACGACAAACAGCAAAUUAAUAAAAUGAAGUUGUUCAGAGUCUCCAAAAGCAACACAGCUUAGGCCCACCUUUGUUUAUCUUAUUAUGGAGGACACUGUGAAGUUUCACAUUUGUAUUAAACACCGCCUACAGGCUCGGAGAUUUCUGCUGUCCUGAGAAGUCCUUUGGAUUUUUAUGUGAACACUACACCGCCCAUUCGAGGCUGAACUGCCCCCAUCCAGCCCCACCAAACCCCAACUGUGCUGACACUAUUGUGGCCUCACUGUGGAGCUCCUGUGUGGUUUUGCCUCUCUUGGCCCUCACAUGGAUGUCUGCUGUGCUGGCAAUCACCGACCGACGCUCUGCACUCUUCCAGAUUCUAUUUGCUGUUUUUGAUUCCUUGGAGGGCUUCGUUAUAGUUAUGGUUCACUGCAUCCUGCGCAGAGAGGUCCAGGAGGCUGUAAAGUGUCGCGUGGUGGACCGGCAGGAAGACACUAAUGGAGAUUCAGGAGGAUCUUUCCAAAAUGGUCAUGCUCAACUCAUGACUGACUUUGAGAAAGAUGUGGACAUGGCUUGCAGAUCAGGAACUACAAAGCGUUCGUCACUCCAGGAGGAGGAGAAGACCACCUCUGGGACCCUCGCCCUUCAGAAGAGCUCAAACUUCAACACUAUGCCAGCCAGCAUGACAAAAGUUCACCUACAGAAUGUAGCAGACUACACCAGUCACACUUUGACUCUGCGUCGGGAAAAGGGUGCUGCCAAGGGAAUCAGCACCGAGCUCCCAGGUGCAAAGUCCAUCUACAUCUGUGAUGGCGAGCUCUUCAAGCAACUGGAUGGAGAUUUGUCUCGAGUUAAUGGUGAGGGAAGCAUCUCCGAGAGCACUGGCAAAGGCCCAGGGUACGUCAUCCUACCAACAAACAACACCGGCACCCUGAAACCAACUAAAGAGAAAGACGAUCAGACAACCAAGUACGGCGUCGGCAUUGAGCAGCUGUCUCAGACCAGACUGAUCCAUCUCGUUAACCCAGCCAGCACAGAACCAGUGCCUGCUUUUGGGCUCAAGAGCCUGCCUACCGAGGAACUCAGCAUUUUGUGCUCUGACAGGGACUCACCUGCACACAAUCUGCAGAAAAUACCCAGAGAUUCCCAAUUGGCCAACAUCUUGGCUGAUGGGGGAGAUUCCGGAAACUCUGGAGUGAUGUCCAAGAGUGAGACCAUCUCCACGCUGUCCAUGAGUUCACUGGAGAGACGAAAAUCACGCUAUGCAGAGCUUGACUUUGAGAAAAUAAUGCACACCAGGAAACGCCACCAGGACAUGUUUCAGGACCUGAGCAGGAAGAUUCACAGUGCAGACAAGGACAGAGACUCUCCACCUGUUGAUGCCAAAGCUGCCAAAAGAUGGAGUGUGUCCUCUACCGGCAGCGACAAGACCAACAUGAGUGACAAGCAGCAGACUCCAAGUAAGAGGGCGUGGGAGGGUAUUCGCAAGACUCAUUCACCCCCAUCCUGGGUGAGGAAGGACCUGGAGACAGUAGCUGCUUCCCCAUUGGAGCUGCAGACUGUGGAGUGGGAGAAGACUAGUGCCACAAUUCCUUUGGUGGGCCAGGAGAUCAUGGACCUGCAGACGGAGGUGUGAGCCCCCCACCCACCCAAUUUCAGCCUCACACCCAAAACUUACCUGUUUUCUCCCUUUCUAUUGGACCACACACGCGCACACACACACACACACACACACACACACACACACACACACACACACACACACACACACACAUUGCAGUGCAAAAUUAGGUUUUAUGUGAGGAUGUGAGGGGGUAUUUGGGUUAGAAGAAAAGUUUUCUAAAGGUCAAACAAACAUUAGAGAAUAAGAAUGUGGUGUCUCCUUAUUUUGUUUCAAUUGAUGUUUUUGCUUUUUAGGCGAGAUGAUGGAGCUCCAUAAAGCUGGGCCUCUACUGUGCGACUUUUUUCACUUUUUUGAGCAGAUUUUGUCCUCGUGUGAUAAUCUACAAAAUCGGAGCAAGUUUUACGUUGAACGUCGUGUAGUAUACAGGGGGUAACGAGAGGCAAUUAACACCACAUGACCAUCUACCGAUCAGCAGUUGUGAGCUCAGACAAAUUUCUGAUAUGUUUGAUAUUUUGCUCGUUCCUUGUGAGGGUAUCGCAAUUGUGGCAAGGUAGAGAAACGAAGGCCCAGGCAGGAUUUGAUCCCCAAACUCCCGGAUGAGAGUCAAGUGUGCUAACCAGUCACAUAUAGAGAAACCCCGAAGGCCAAGUAGCCAGAGCGCAUGAUCAAUUGGGAUACAAUGACAGGAUACUUACCCUGUCAUGUAUUCCCCCCUCUUUCCACAUUCAUGUCCCCGUGCUCCUGCACAGAGUACACAAACUUCAAAUCCAUUAACCUAUUUCACAGUACUACAUGGAUUCUGACAACAACGCCAAAUGUAGCAAGGUGGUGAAACGUGAUUCGAUCACCAGACCCCCAGGUGAGAGUCACACAUGCUAACCAGUCAGCUAAAGAGAUAUUGCAGUGGCCAAGUAGCCAGGGAGCAUGAUCAGUUGGGAUACGGUGACAGGAUGCUCACCCUGUCACACACUUUUGAAGCGAUGCUGCGAGUGGCUGCAACCCUAACCCAGUACCAGAACCGGUCACAGCACAUGCGCAAACAUGCAUCAAAGUGGCUCGCCAACCAUUUCCCUGUUAACACACAUCAGUCAUUUUUAUUUAUACACUUUUUUAAGGACACAAUUACAAAGACUGUCAAUAAAGCAUGUUUAUGUCAAAUUAAACAGAUCACAAAACAUUGAUUUACUUUUUUUCGUUUUCCUACUCCAACCCCAAUAAAUCCCUGUGUGUUCUCCUACAGCACAACUGUACAGGACAACAUACAUCAACAGACAUCCAUAACGACACAAAAAAGUCCAACAUGUUGUGUAAAAAUGCCUUUUUUAGCAUAUUUUUAUGUCUGAUGUGUUUCUACCAGACAUACAGUGUGAGCACAUGACUCGUAAGAUUUGCUCUGAAGGAAAGUCAGACCAGGGGUUAAUUUGAGCCUGAUCUUGCUGGGGCAAGAUCCGGGAACUGUCUUAUUUUGAAAGGACCAUUCUGUCAGCUGUCUGCUAGGUUCUGGCUACUCACGCGACCAACUUGUGCUUUACGCAGGGUUCAAAUUACUGGUGAGCUAAAGGGAGCCCGGCUCACCCAAAAGGGUGAUUGUCUGCCCUGGAAGCCCUCAACUUACACAACCAGGGGGAGCCCCAAAACAAAUCUUGGUUCCGGUUAUAUUACAUUAUUUAUGUGGAUUGUCCAGGGAUCAUUUUGAUCAGAGAGGUGCAGAGCUCUGAUCAUAAAUGCGCUCCAGAAAGCUGCAUCCUGAGCACAGCCACAGUAACAUCCUCAGUGUCGCCACCUCAAAAAUUGAAAACACGCGAUUGUUUACUUCAGCUCAUAUCCUUUUAUGCUUUCUGUCUUUUAUUUGUGCCUGAUGCGUUUCGCUGCUGUGGAGCAGAGCGCAUCAUCUGUUUGUCCUCCGGUGACUUCACCUUAUUGUAGCGGCUGGCGCGCAGCCUGCUAUUUUAGCGAUAGUUAGAUCUUUUUGAACCACAGUUCAAAGGUAACCAGAGGCGGUUUUAACAUUAGGCAUAGGUCAGCGGCUGCCUGGGGCCCCCUUGUGUUGGGGGGGCCCUAGUCCUGACCGCCAGCACCCCUCUGUUAAUGCCACAAUAUUCUUAUUACCAUCAUGUCGCCGCAGACAGGACUGGACAUGUGCACUUCUCCUUACCAUAAUUCCUGAACUGUUCAAGAUAUCAUUAAAAUUCCAAAAGUGCUGAAAAGGUUAAAAAUGGGGCUUUUCGUGCAUAUACAAUACAUAACGGAAGCCCCUGGGAUCCCCUGUCUUGUAUGCAACAAAUCACAACACAGAUUCAGAGACGUGCUGAGUUUGUCAUCCAAAAUGCUCCGUUUUAUAAGUUUUGAAUGUCUGUUCAGAUUCAGAAAAUUCUAACAGUUCCUAAAAGUACAUAAAAGCAGCGUUCCAAAGACUUAUAGCAUGAAGCAAUCAGAGUUAUUGAAAAUAUCGCUAUGAGGGGAUAUCCUGCUGUACAGCCUGAUUGAAACGGAGCACAGCGCCGCGGUGAAAGCGGAUAACGGAACGGGGAAGCUAAUUAGCAUAAAAUGCUGGCAUGAAAUUAUGGAAAUGCCUCAAAGAAAAUCAACACGAUCUUUUAGGUGUCCCAGAAGGCUCAUAUCUGAAGACAGUGACCAGGAAAGGACAGAUCUCCAGUGAACCAGGGUAUGAAUGUUUGUUCAGUCUUUAUUUUUUUAUUUGAACAACCCUCAUCUAUUUGCUAAUUGUAAGAUUCAGCUUCAUUCCAGCAUUAUUUAUCUUUUUACCAUAAAUAAUUAUUUUUGCUAAAACAAAAGUUUUUGGUAUAGCAGUGCACGGCGUGCCAGAGAAGCACCCCAUGGCGGUGUGAGGUGUGCAGGACUCUGCCUGCAGCUGGAGAGAAACUGCUUCAAGGUCUACCACAUCAAAUAAAAACGUCUGAAAGUUUACAAAAAAUAAAUGGUCUUAAAAACUGCUAGAAAAAAGAUACUAAGGUUUAAAUUUUUUUAAGAAUAGAAGCAUUAUGGUUCAAAGUUUAAAUUGUUUGCCCAGUAAUUUUGAAGUCCCUGUUCAGUAAUAAAUGUAAAAAAUUCUAAUCCGUUUUUUGCUUUUUUACUUUUAAGCUGAUUUUUUAAAGGCUUUAAUAGAAAUAAAUUCUAAAUACAAACCAUACACUAAAAGCUGAGGUUGUUCUGAAAAAAGGAGAUGAGUUACACACACUUUGUACUUUUUAUUACAAUUUUACAGCCAUAAGAUUAAAAAAAAUACCAGGCGGCCCUGUUAUAAUUAUGGUCAUAAGAGGGUUAUUAAGACAGUGAUGCACAAACAGGAAGUGAUUGGUCAUUCCACUCCAAUCCAGUUGGUGGCGAUAAUGCACCAAACUGUUGUUUGCCAAGUGCCAUAAGACCACAAAUAUGAAGAAGAGAGGCGGGAGCGUUCGUAACAAACUCAAAGCGAUAGUCAAAACAUGAAGCACGAAAUGGAGUUAUCCUAGUGGCUCCAAUAAGAGAAAGAAGCAGCUUGCUUCAUAAAAGCUUUUAUUUUCACUUCUGAAAGUGACGUCGUUUCUCGAUGUAAACAUCAAAAGGACGCAGAAAAGAAAGACAAUGGAAAAUGUUUAAAGAGAGGAAAACAUAGACCAAAAUGGAAAAUAAAAUAAAAAAAAUAACUAAGGCUAAAGCACAGGAGCACUGACAGGAAGAAUAAAGCACCCAAAGGAAGAGAAAUGCAGGAAAAAAGAGGAGGACUAAUAAAAAGGGAAAAUAACUCAUGUCAGAAGUGGGGAGAGUUUCGCAAAUCCAGUUAAAGGUAAGAUUGUCGAAAAUGUAGUGUAAGGGGCCCCAUGUCUGUGUUCGCCUUGGGCCCCCAAAUUGCUAAAUCCGCCUCUGAAGGUAACUCUUCAGGUGAAAACAUAUGAAGCCAGGUAGUUUUUCUUUAGGACUGAGAGGAGAUGCAGGAUAAUAGACAGACACAGGACAUAAUAAUAGUCAAAUAAAAAACAAGCAUGUUUUUGUAUCUGGUGGUCUCAACAAACAGACACCAUUGACAGUAAUCAUUGCCACAGAAGUGAGGAACAGAAUGUUUAGAGCAGCAGAGAACUCUGAGAGGCUUCAGGCACACCAGUGAGAUUGCAACCACUGCACAGUGAGGGGGGAGAGGACUGAAGCAUGUGAACAGUAAAGAUACAAAAAGUACCAAACCACCAUUGUUAAAAGAAAUGUGUGUUGACUUUGAAAAUGUGGGCACAAUUUUUAAUUAGUUGUCACUCCCCCAUAGACGUCAGUAUUUGCGUUCCGGGAACGUUUGAUUAAAAAAGUUAGCACUGAGUCAGACAGUUUAAGUUGCGCUACAAGUGAAAAAGUCGCAUUGUGUCUGCCCAGCUUAAGAUACGAUAUAUGAACAAGCUCCCUGUGACAUGUUUACCCCUGUAUUAAAUAAUUACAAUGUGAGAAACAUGAAUAUGUCUUUUUCUCUCUUUCAUUCUGGAGACUGUUGUUACAUUAUUGUAUGUCCUAAUGAACACUCAUGUGAUUGCAACUCCAGAAAACUCAAGAGUUUGUUUCUAUUGUGGCAUCAGUGUUGAAAAGUCAAUACAGGUUUGACACAGACUGCUGCUUUCCCUCUGGCUCUGUCUGGUGACAGGGGCCUGGUUGGUUCUGUGUGUUGGUGGUGGGGGGGAGGGGGACCAAAGCAAGGACAACUCAGAGAUGUUGGUGUGAGGAUGGGCCGUGUGUCGGCUUUGUGCUCUAAUUAGUUCCCCCACCAUUAAAGUCAUCAUGCUGGUGCAUCAAAAUUGACCCACAGUCUAGAAAUACUUGGCUCCAGUUCGUGUUGAUCAGGCACAAACUGCUAAGGUGUUGUUGGAUCACAGAUACUGACUAAACAGGUACUGCCAAAACAUGGAGAAUGAAUAAAUGACUAUAAAAUAUGUUCAUCAGAGGGGUUUGGGAAAUUUUUGAAUUGUUUGAACUUAUAAAUAUUCCCCAUCUUAUCCUGAAGAGCUUUCCUUCAGAGAAAUAGAGUGGCUGGUCUCUGUCACUGUGUAAUUUUAAAGUUUGCCUCAAGACUCUUAUUCUGCCUCAAGAUUUAUUCUGGCUUUAACUAAUUUUAACUUUGGAAGUGACUGUGCUUUGAGUGUAUUUUUCUUUGUUUGUUUUUGCUAUGAAUUUAGGUUGUUUUAUAUUGUUUUUUUUUUAAUAUUAAGCUUUGUGUUUUCUGUUGUUUUACAUACCCUUAAAAUAUUUUAGGAAGCCUCACUACUCUUGUUUUCAUUGCAUCUUUUUCCGUAUAGCACUUUGGUGGGCUCUUAUGCCCUGUGGAAAUUGUUUUAGAAAUAAAUUGGAACUUGAACUAGUCCGAGUAGAAACCAGAUGGUGUGCAUGUCACCUUAAAACAGCUCCAGCCUACUGGAUUUCACAGUGACCUGUGUGACUUUACAGCCUGGUAAGCCAUCCUAUAUAUAUACCAUAUCAUAUCAUACCAUACCAUACCAUACCAUACCAUACCAUACCAUACCACACAUUUAAAAGCACAGAAAAAUGGCUGACCAAAAUACUGUACAGGUACAAGGACAAAACACCAUGAAUAAAACAAAUAACAUAAGCAACACAAAAGGGUAUUGCUUAUUUUGCUUUUUUUUAAUUAUUUUUUCAUAAUUAUUAUUUAUUUUUUUAUUAUUAUUAAGCUUUUCUGUUGUUUGUUCCUUUUUUGUUAUUUUUUGUACGCUGCCUAUGGAUACUGCUAUAUUGUGCAAUUUUUUUUUACUAACUUUUUGUAUGUCUUGUUAGAAGUAAAUGCUAUUUCUCUGAACUGAGGCUUUUCAGGGAGCUGUUUGUUAUGGUUUUCAUCUGAAUGAUUCAUAAGAGACACUUCAAGUUGCCCGCUGUGUCUCUUUGAGGCACUGACCCAUAUGAGUCGGCAGGGUGGAUGUGGUCCAGCAGAAGGAAAGCACAAGGCUCACUUGGAGUCCUGAUGUACAGCAUUGUAAUUAUUUCAACAGAGUUCUACAGAAUGGAUUUCAGUCUAUAAAUAUCUUUCUUACUGUGCUUGGGGAUAGUUGUUAUUAUGGAUAUGAACCUUUAUUAUGCCCCCCCCCCCCCCCCCCCCCCAUCAAGGUACUGGACUCCAAAUGUUCUGUAUCUCAAUGUAACUGUGUGCUUUUAUAUCACCACUGAGUCAAUCCCUCAGAUCUGUAUUUCUCAAACCCUAACCCAGGAGCUCCUCCAACACGGUUUUGUACCCCGCCCUUACCAAACACAAAAAUGCUCAAGUUACCCCCCACAUGACUCACCACCAUUUUUAUGUUACCAGGGUCGCCUCUUUGUUAAUGUACAGUUUUCAGAGCACAAAAUGAAUGUGUCUUAUUUCUAAUAAAAGCAUAUCUAUAUAAUAAA
This is a messenger RNA of Nothobranchius furzeri (turquoise killifish), 18882 nucleotides long. The record is from RefSeq and is a predicted model, not a curated record. Lineage: Eukaryota; Metazoa; Chordata; Actinopteri; Cyprinodontiformes; Nothobranchiidae.